ACGUAAGUUUUUCCUCAUUUCACACUGUUACUCUCUUGCUUGUUUCAUUUUUACGGAGAUGGUUACGGUUCAAAAACGAGAAGUUGCAGCAGACGAAGAUACAAGAACAGUUGAUCAAAGAAUCAACGAUACAGAAUACUUAGAGUCGAAUAACAAUCACCGCUGCAUGGACCCCACGUCAAGUUCACCGCCGACUCCACCGUUUGCGCCCAAGCAAGAGCCGGAAACAGCUUACAGGUCACCUUCAGGAUUAGGGAUUAUGCCGGUUGCGGUCCCCAUGCCGGCGGCGUUACCUCUGCCGUUAUCUUCUGCGCCACCUGCGCCAAAGAGAGCGUCAACGAAAGACCGUCACACAAAGGUGGAGGGCCGUGGUCGGAGGAUUCGGAUGCCUGCUACGUGUGCAGCUCGUAUUUUCCAGUUGACUCGGGAACUUGGCCAUAAAUCAGACGGGGAAACCAUCAGGUGGUUACUUGAACACGCGGAGCCAGCAAUUAUGGCCGCGACGGGAACCGGAACCAUUCCCGCAAUCGCCAUGUCAGUAAACGGGACUCUCAAAAUCCCAACAACAAGUAACGCUAGUUCCGAGCCAGGUGACCAAAGCGUUAAAAAGAAGCGUAAGCGACCGGCGAAUAGCGAGUACGUGGACUUAAACGAUGUCGUAUCCGUCUCAUCUGGUUUGGCACCUAUGACUACUGCUAGUAGUGCCCAACAAGCAGUAACACAGGUGCCACAAGGGCUGGUACCCAUGUGGGCUAUACCAUCAAACGCCGUCGUACCCGGUGCAUUUUUCAUGGUGCCACAACCUAUGACAACCAUUGCUAGACCUUCAAAUCAGCCGCAGAUAUUCGCAUUCCCAGCAACGACUCCACUAAUUAACAUAGCUGCAGCUAGACCCAUUUCUUCUUUCUUAUCGUCCAUGCAACAUGCCACCCCGCUUCAAAUUCAAACCAAUGCAACUACAACAACGCUAGGUUCCACUGUUUCGAAUUCAAAACCAUCCACAACAGCAUCAGUUAUAGCCCCAAGUUCAGGUUCCGCUACUACCACUACUAGUAAUUCCGGGACAACACAGAUGCUAAGAGACUUUUCGUUGGAGAUUUACGAUAAACAAGAACUUCAGUUCAUGAAUCGCUCUGCAAAGCACUGAAAUCAAGGAAUAAACGGUUCAUGUUAUGAUGCAGAGCUUGUUGUAUAUCCGCCAUUAACGACCCUCGAAGUUGGUCUUCUUCUUUCUCAAGAAGAGCCUUUUUUUGGUUUUUUUUUUUUUUUUGCACUCUCUCUACAGAGAUUGGUGAAGCCGCGGAGGAGAGAGAAUACACGUGCUCACGUGAGGCAAGUUCAAAAGGCAUGCAUCUGCAAUGUGGGGUCGCGUGAGGCUAGGAAAGGGGUCCAUAAAAGUUGUGGGUCAACUCAACGCCCGACUAAAAAGCAAAGGAAGGGUGCUCUAUGGACCGUUCACACCACGAUAUUAUUUAUUUUUAGGCAGGGUAGAAAAGCGGGUCCACCUCAUCGCUCUCUCAUGUGAUGUGGGGCGCGGGUCCCAAAGACAGAAGAGAGAUGUGGGUCCAUCUACCUAACGGUACCGUUUCACAUUGUUUCCAUCCAAGGCGGCCGCCUGGUGGUCCCCAUUGUUGGUUUCGGUGAUUCAAUCGAGAACAGUGGGGGCCUAAAAGAUUUAGGGCACAAGUGAGCGACACGUGUCCACUGCUUAGCUGUUUUGGGGAUUACUUUUUUGUAUGACACGUGGGCUCCUCUUUUAUAUGGCCCACAUUCGCAUAGUUAGUUGCUUAUAAAAGAGAAAUCAUGAUAACAACAAUGACGAAGAAGGUGAUUGUAGCAUCAGAUGCGGCUGAUUUAGAUUUUUCACUUUGCCUCUGUCUCAUUUGAAACUUUGUAAAUAAAUAAAUUUCAAUUAUUGAUAA
Messenger RNA from Mangifera indica (mango), 1922 nucleotides. RefSeq names its product transcription factor TCP9. Gene Ontology annotation, molecular function: DNA-binding transcription factor activity; sequence-specific DNA binding. The transcript has a single exon. Gene Ontology annotation, cellular component: nucleus. NCBI's taxonomy places the organism in Eukaryota, Viridiplantae, Streptophyta, Magnoliopsida, Sapindales, Anacardiaceae. The record is from RefSeq and is a predicted model, not a curated record. Bases 59 to 1147 code for a protein of 362 amino acids.